Molecule: messenger RNA, 288 nt
Organism: Orycteropus afer afer
Lineage: Eukaryota; Metazoa; Chordata; Mammalia; Tubulidentata; Orycteropodidae
Gene: CUNH19orf53
Product: chromosome unknown C19orf53 homolog
Exons: 3
Coding region: 1-288 (95 amino acids)
Source: RefSeq, a predicted model, not a curated record
AUGGCUCAGGGGCAGCGCAAAUUCCAGGCUCAGAAACCCGCAAAGAGCAAGGCGGCGGCGGCCUCGGAGCGGAGCAAGGGCCCGAGGAAGGGGGGCCGUGUCAUCGCCCCGAAGAAGGCGCGCGUGGUGCAGCAGCGAAAGCUCAAGAAGGACCUGGAGGUUGGGAUCCGGAAGAAGAUCGAACAUGACGUGAUGAUGAAAGCUAGCAGCAGUCUACCCAAGAAGCUGGCGCUGCUGAAGGCCGCAGGCAAGAAGAAGGGGACAGCCUCUGCUAAAACGCCCUCCUAG